Molecule: messenger RNA, 1299 nt
Organism: Sporothrix brasiliensis 5110
Lineage: Eukaryota; Fungi; Ascomycota; Sordariomycetes; Ophiostomatales; Ophiostomataceae
Exons: 3
Coding region: 1-1299 (432 amino acids)
Source: RefSeq, a predicted model, not a curated record
AUGCCUGCGCUCGAGCACCACAACGGCCAGUUCGUUGUGUCUGAUGUUAGCUGUUGUUCCGUGCUGAAGAUGGGCGCCAAUGCCGUUGAAGCCGUUGAAGCCGCCGAGGCCUUUGCCUCCAUUAAAACGUCUACAAGCACCACCGGCACAGGCACCAUCGCCAAGACCACCGGAGCGAGCAGGAUUGCCGCUGACAGGAUUCCCACUACGGGCACUGACAACAGCAGCAGGGCUGCCACUGCAACCUCAGCCGGAAUCACAACCAUCACCGCUGACACGCCAACCAGUGGCACUGGGGUUGACGCUGCCAAGGUCCAGGUUGAGGACCCUGCGCCUCCACCAAAGAAAUACGCACGUAUUCCUCCUCCCAUCGAGAUCGGCGGCAAGCUUCGCAACAGUACUGCCUUUUUGCUGUCACCCUCGCCUCCUCAGUCUGCCCUCCUCUCUCCUCCCUCGGGUACGCUGUUUUCGACACCCUCCACAUCCUCUCUUCAGUCGCCCUUCUCCUCUCUUUUCAACAACACGGUGUCUGCUCCAGAUACACGGGCCUCUUCGCCUUCCUCACGCACACUCACGAAGACUGCCAUCGGCUCUCACACUGACGACGACGGCACCAACAACAGCAGCAACAGCAGUAGCAGGACCAACAACGACGACACCGCCUCGACCUGCGUCCACGGAGCGUCCGAGUCGGUUUCAAACCCCACAUCGCCAACUUUGACGGUUUGGCCUGGCUACAACGGCAUCGGCGGCCACGACACCGACAGUGACAACCUCGCCAGCCAACUUAUUGGGCCUGUCCGCUGUCGCUCUUUGUCCGCCGGUCAUAGCAGCAUGACUAUGACGGCCACCGCUGCUACACGGAACGCAACUGCAAGCGACAACUGCGACCACAACCACGGCCACUUUCUCCGCGCCAGCUUCGACGGGACGGCUGCCGGGCGCAUGAACACUGCCCGGACGAGUACCAGCAGCCACGGCAACGGCAAUAGUAAGAGCAACAGCAGCAACAGCCGCUGGCGUCCGACCUCUGCAAAGAGUGCACGAAGCGCCGAACGGGUUCGUAGACGGUCGCCGAGCCCGCUGUUCAACCCGUUUGCCCGCGUUUCCCGCCACCGACACAACGACACCCGCGACAACAACAACAACGACAGCAUGCUUGCCAGCACAAGCAACGGGCGCCAGCCCACUUACAACCGGCGGGGCUCCUUGUCCUCCGGUGCUGCACCGCCGCCAUUGACUCGUGAAGAGUUUGAGGCUCUUCCCGUGGCCAUUCAACGAAAGAUCGAUCCGACGUAG